This is a messenger RNA of Nothobranchius furzeri (turquoise killifish), 651 nucleotides long. Lineage: Eukaryota; Metazoa; Chordata; Actinopteri; Cyprinodontiformes; Nothobranchiidae. The record is from RefSeq and is a predicted model, not a curated record.
AUUGGUGUAAACGGUGGUGUAAACACAGUCAAGCUAGCCAUGACCUAACACACGUGUUAGACUGGUGUUUGUCGGAAACAGCUACUACAUUACUUUAAAGUGCUGAGUGGCAUAAUAAUGAUUCUGUCAAUAGGAAACACCGUUACUGCUGGAUGUUUUAGCAGGUUGAUUAGCUAAACUAAUAAGCUGACCAAGGGGACAGCAUGAGUGGUCAAAGUCCUGCUCCUCCUGCCAGCAAUGGCAUUACUCCUCUGCAGCAGAUGGUGGCUUCCUGCUCCGGAGCCCUCCUUACAUCUCUGCUUGUCACACCUUUGGAUGUUAUAAAGAUCAGACUCCAAGCACAGAAAAGUCCCCUCCUGAAAGGGAAAUGUUUUGUCUACUGCAACGGACUUAUGGACCACGUAUGUGUGUGUGAAAACGGCUGGUCCCGGGCUAUCGGCCCCUUCAGUGGCACCUUUGAUGCAUUCUACAAAAUAGUUCGCUGUGAAGGGAUUCGCUCCUUAUGGAGUGGCCUGCCUCCAACACUCGUGAUGGCCGUACCAGCCACUGUGAUCUAUUUCACGUGUUACGAUCAGCUGUGUGCAGCUCUGAAGGUGAGGAUGGGAGACUGUGCUCAGCAGGCACCGCUCUUAGCAGGAGCCCUCGCCAGAG